Molecule: messenger RNA, 998 nt
Organism: Eruca vesicaria subsp. sativa (arugula)
Lineage: Eukaryota; Viridiplantae; Streptophyta; Magnoliopsida; Brassicales; Brassicaceae
Source: the annotation of a GenBank genome assembly
GCUCACCACACAUUUUUCUAAAAUACCACCAAACAGGCCCAAGAAAACAGAGAAGGGCGAAUCCAACGGCCCAUAUUCAAUCUUGGUUCCCAAGAAGUUCCACCCAACGCAUUUAUCGCGUUCCCUCUCACUUUUGACCUACACAACGAAUUCUCGAAUCCAACUCUCCUCAACAAUCAAUCAAUCACAUCAGAUCUCUCUCUCAAGAAACAACAAUGGCCGUUUCCGCGCGUGAGGAGUUCGUGUACAUGGCCAAGCUCGCCGAGCAAGCCGAGCGCUACGAAGAGAUGGUCGAGUUCAUGGAGAAAGUCUCCGCCGCCGUCGACGGCGACGAACUCACCGUGGAGGAGCGAAACCUCCUCUCCGUGGCUUACAAGAACGUGAUCGGCGCUCGCCGUGCCUCGUGGCGCAUCAUCUCCUCGAUCGAGCAGAAGGAAGAGAGCCGCGGCAACGACGACCACGUGGCGGCGAUCCGAGACUACAGAUCUAAGAUCGAGACGGAGCUCUCGGGGAUCUGCGAGGGGAUCCUUAAGCUGCUCGAUUCGAGGCUCGUGCCUGCCGCUGGGAGUGGUGACUCGAAGGUGUUUUAUCUGAAGAUGAAGGGGGAUUAUCAUAGGUACUUGGCUGAGUUUAAGACUGGUCAGGAGAGGAAAGACGCCGCUGAGAAUACUCUCUCCGCUUACAAAGCUGCUCAGGAUAUUGCGAAUGCAGAGCUUGCACCAACUCACCCAAUCCGUCUAGGUCUGGCAUUGAACUUCUCUGUGUUCUACUACGAGAUCCUUAACUCUCCUGAUCGUGCCUGCAGCCUCGCCAAACAGGCCUUUGAUGACGCGAUAGCAGAGUUAGACACUCUAGGAGAAGAGUCAUACAAAGACAGCACCUUGAUCAUGCAGCUUCUCCGUGACAACCUCACUCUCUGGACAUCCGACAUGCAGGAUGAUGCUGCGGAUGAGAUCAAGGAAGCAUCAGCUCCAAAACCGACCGAGGAACAGCAGUAA